This is a messenger RNA of Phycodurus eques (leafy seadragon), 1613 nucleotides long. RefSeq names its product transmembrane protein 41aa (gene tmem41aa). The coding region runs from base 87 to 962 and encodes 291 amino acids. The record is from RefSeq and is a predicted model, not a curated record. NCBI's taxonomy places the organism in Eukaryota, Metazoa, Chordata, Actinopteri, Syngnathiformes, Syngnathidae. The transcript is spliced from 5 exons.
UCAUAGGCUGUGUCUGCCACAUGACCCGGCUGUUUUUGUUGAGUCCCUGGCUAAAAACAAACCAACAAAUCAAAGCACGCGAGUGAAUGGGGAACAUGCGCUCACUCGUCGGGCUUGUCGCCGUGGUCGUCGCCGCUACCGUGUACCUUUAUUCGCUGUCUCUGUACUUGCCCCCCGGCCCGCCGAGACCCGCUCCCACCGCUACCGGGACCCAGCAUGGCGCCGGCGGAGCAGAAGGGUCCUCCGGGGCGUCCGCUGCUGAGAGCGCCGAGGACACAAGCAGCAGGUUGAAGUUCCCGUCCGACUUGGAGGAACUGCGAGAGCUGUCCGAGCUUCUUCAAUUCUACAAGACGGAGCACACGGCCUACGUGCUGCUGCUCUUCUGCAGCGCUUACCUCUACAAGCAGUCCUUCGCCAUCCCCGGAUCCUCUUUCCUGAACAUCUUAGCGGGAGCCAUAUUUGGCCUGCACCAGGGUCUGCUGCUGGCCUGCGUGCUCACCACGGUGGGCUCCACCGCCUGCUACCUCCUGUCGCAGGCCUUUGGGAAACGCUACAUUGUCAGCCUCUUCCCUGAUAAGGUGGCCAUGCUCCAGAGGAAGGUGGAGGACAACAAGGACUGCCUGUUGUUCUUCCUUCUCUUCUUGAGGUUCUUCCCCAUGACGCCCAACUGGUUCCUCAACAUGUCGGCCCCCGUCGUCAACAUCCCCGUCACCUUCUUCUUCUGCUCCGUCUUCAUCGGUUUGCUGCCCUACAACUUUAUCUGCGUACAGACGGGCGUCGUGCUGGCGGAGGUGUCGUCACUGGACCACUUGUUCUCCUGGCAGCGUCUGGCCCAGCUUCUCGCCAUAGCGUGCACGGCGCUGCUGCCCGGCGCUCUCGUCCGCCGCUACGGCCAGCAGCGCCUCAAGGUGACGGCCGUGCACGAGCGCAACGGACUCCGCGAAAACAAGAAGGUCCAGUGACUGGCCGUGUGGAUUGUUUAUUUGGACUACUGGAGCCGCCUGAUGACAGAACGCCUAUCCAGGACAUAUUCAGAGAGGGGGAGGCACUUGUGCCUGUUAAACAAUUUGAGAUUGUUCUGAACGUGUACCUCACGGCAGUCUUCAAACUCUCCUGCUUUGACGACACAGACUUCAAAAGGAAGCGCUUUAUUUGUAACCAAAAUACAAAAUAGCGUUUUAUAUAUUAUAAAUAGAAUUUUAAAAGUUGUAUUGACUCGUCCAGGGUGUUAACCCGCCUCUCGCUAAUUGUCAGCUGGGAUAGGUCCAGCUCACCCGCUAGCCGAUGGAUGUUCUUCUUCAUUUUUAGCGAACGUACGUAUACUUCGCCCAGGCAGCAGAAAGCCUUUAAAUUAUUCAUACUAUGAAAAUCAGUUCAUGAUGAAAGCUGGAAGAGAUUGCCAAGACAGUGUUUUGAUCAAGACUAGAAAGGCCACAAUAUUAGGCACAACUGCACAAGCCAAAUACAAGAACUACAUUACGCAUUCGGAUUUUAUGAAGAUAAUAAUGAUGUGUUUUGAUUGACACUGUCAGAGGUGUUCAGUUCAAAAUGUGUUCAUGUCAUUUUAUGACACCAAAAAUCUGUAUAUAAGAAUAAAGUAUUUUUGUUCUUAA